Messenger RNA from Botrytis porri, 1512 nucleotides. RefSeq lists its product as uncharacterized. The transcript has 6 exons. NCBI's taxonomy places the organism in Eukaryota, Fungi, Ascomycota, Leotiomycetes, Helotiales, Sclerotiniaceae. The coding region runs from base 1 to 1512 and encodes 503 amino acids. Gene Ontology annotation, molecular function: transmembrane transporter activity. Gene Ontology annotation, biological process: transmembrane transport. Gene Ontology annotation, cellular component: membrane. The record is from RefSeq and is a predicted model, not a curated record.
AUGGAUACUUUCGAAAAACCGGAAACCGCUCAACUCGAAGCUGCUCGAGAACCACCUUCGGCUCAAAAUGGCUAUCAAGGAGAUGCUGCGGCAGAGAAGAGACUCGUGCGAAAGUUGGAUAGACAUCUUAUUCCAUUGGUGUUCGUAUUGUACCUUCUAUCAUAUCUUGAUCGAUCAAAUAUUGGCAAUGCCAAAACUGCCGGCAUGUCAAAAGACCUCGGGAUAUCUAGCAGCGAUUACGAAUGGUUAUUGACAAUCUUCUACAUCUCAUACAUUGUAUUCGAGUGGUUUGCUUUGAUGUGGAAGGUUCUUCCUCCACAUGUGUGGGCUUGUUUUUGUGUGGUUGGAUGGGGUACCGUCGCCACUCUUCAAUCAGCCACCCAAUCAUGGUCUGGUAUGAUGGCAGCUAGAUUUUUCCUCGGAUUCUUCGAAGCCGGUUAUGGCCCCGGUCUUCCAUACCUUCUUUCUUUCUUCUACUUGCGUCACGAAAUCGGUAUACGAAUCGGAAUCUUCCUUAGUGCUGCACCCUUGGCAACAUGCUUCGCAGGUGCACUGGCAUACGGAAUUACUAGCGGACAUGCCGCGAUUGCAAAUUGGCGUCUUCUAUUUUUGGUUGAAGGUUUGCCAUGUGUAGCUGCCGGGAUCGUGACAUUUUUUGUCCUCCCCGAUAGUCCAGAAAAGGCACGCUUUCUAAACGAAGAAGAGAGAGGGGUGGCUAGAGCACGAGGCGUAAGACAAGUAGGCGCCGAGGAAGAACAUCGUGUUGGAGGUGUUAAAUGGGCUGAUGUUGCUGCCGCUCUUGUGGAUCCAAAGAAUUGGCUCACAGCCUUGAUGUACUUCUCGUGCAAUGUAUCCUUUAGCUCCCUACCCGUAUUCCUCCCCACUAUUCUUAACGAGAUGGGAUUUUCAUCCAUCAGCGCCCAGGGUUUAUCGGCACCCCCAUAUUUUCUCGCGUUCCUCGUCGUCAUCCUCUCAACCUACAUUGCUGAUCGCACUCAACAACGUGGUCUGGUAAUUAUGACCCUCUCGAUUAUUGGUGCCAUCGGAUAUAUCUUAUUGGCCACCACCUCCACAACCGGGCCCCGCUACACAGGUGUUUUCUUCGCCGCCGCAGGAAUCUUCCCCGCUAUCGCCAAUAUUCUCCCUUGGGUCCUCAACAAUCAAGGCUCAGACACCAAGCGCGGUACGGGAAUCGCACUCCUCAAUGUGGUGGGUCAAUGUGGUCCGCUUCUUGGAACGAGAAUGUAUCCUUCGGAGGAUGGUCCAUAUUACCGCAAGGGCAUGUGGGUGUGCACUGCAUUUAUGAUGUUGAAUGGCAUUUUGGCACUGGCGUUGAGAACACUAUUGAAUUGGGAGAAUAAGAGACUGGACGAGAAGUAUGGAGUGGUGGGUAGAAGGGAUGCGAAGGGUAAUGUGGUGGGUGAGAAAGAGGCUGAGGAGAAAUUGGGAGAGAAACCAUAUGCGGAGGCGGGAGAUGAGAAUGAUGGUCCUAGAUUUCGAUAUGUGUUGUGA